GGCUCUGCUCCCUUUUUCCAUGUGAUUUCCACAUUUCCAGCGUUAAAUUUAACUCUGAUUUAGUCACAUCUCACACACUAUAUAAGUUUGUCGGAAAUUUUCCUGGACUCCACACCUGAUAGCCUUUAAAACUUCUACACACACGUUCUUAAACGCCAGGCGACUUCAGAGCAGGACUGGGGCGCCUGGCGCGGCUGGGAGCGCGGCCCUGGGGACUCCGGCCGGCACGAAAGAGCGUAAGAACCCGCGCGGGACUCCGGGCGCAUCGUGGCGCUCCUGGUGGGGCUCCAGGUGGGGCUCCAGGUGAGCCCGGGGCGCGCCCGCCCGCACCACCCAACGCGAGAAGCCGUCCGAGACUUUAACGUCUCCAAACUCGCAGCAGCGGGAGCCUCAUGCCCCCUUGGCGGAGCCUCCUGAAACCCGUCAGCGGCCGGAGCCGUUGCCGAGAUGAGGACACUUCCAACCUGGGGAGCCAGCAAAAACUAAGGCCACGCAAGGCAACUCGGUUCCCAGACCUCUCCCCGGCGACCCGGGAACCCAGCGCAGCGCGGGCACGGGUUCGCCAGGUGCAAAGGAGGCAGCGGCGCCCGGGCGGCCCGGCUCGGCCCCGCCCAGGAGGGACCCGCGCGGCGCCUGAGUGGGCCGGAGGGACGUCAGUCAGGCGCCGAGGGCGAGACCCGGGCGCGCCCGCCCCCUGGCUGGACUAUAAUGUGGCCCCCGCCGGGCUGCAGCAGCCGGGCGGCGGUGGGCGCCUAGGCAGAGAACAUGGACUGCGCCCGCCUAUGGCUAGGGCUGCUGCUGCCUGUGGUAGCUGCGCUGGACUUCAUCUACCACCACCAGGGACAGAUGGAAGCAUUUCUGAAGGAUGUUGCCCAAAACUACAGUUCUGUCACUCACUUGCACAGUAUCGGGAAAUCUGUGAAAGGCAGAAACCUGUGGGUUCUUGUUGUGGGACGCUCUCCAAAGGAGCACAGAAUUGGGAUUCCGGAAUUCAAAUACGUGGCAAAUAUGCACGGAGAUGAGUCGGUAGGGCGGGAACUGCUGCUCCAUUUAAUUGAGUAUCUCGUAACCAGUGAUGGAAAAGACCCUGAAAUCACAAAUCUAAUCAACAGUACCAGGAUACACAUCAUGCCUUCAAUGAACCCAGAUGGAUUCGAAGCUGUCCAAAAGCCUGACUGUUUUUACAAUAAGGGCAGGCAUAAUAGUAACUACUAUGACCUGAAUAGAAAUUUCCCUGAUGCUUUCGAAUUUAAUGAUGUAUCAAGGCAGCCUGAAACUGUGGCGGUCAUGAAGUGGCUGAAUACAGAGACGUUUGUCCUCUCUGCAAACCUUCACGGUGGUGCCCUGGUGGCCAGUUACCCGUUUGAUAAUGGUGUUCCAGCGACUGGGACAUUAUACUCCCGGAGCUUAACCCCUGAUGACGAUGUUUUUCAAUAUCUUGCACAUACCUACGCUUCAAGAAAUCCCACCAUGAAGGAAAGAAAUCCAUGUAAAGCUAAAUUAGAGUCUCAGAGUGGAAUUAUAAAUGGAUACUUCUGGUAUCCACUCAGAGGUGGAAUGCAAGAUUACAACUACAUCUGGGCCCAGUGUUUUGAAAUUACAUUGGAGCUGUCAUGCUGUAAAUAUCCUCGCAAGGAGAUGCUUCCAAGCUUCUGGAACAACAACAAGGACUCGUUGAUUGAAUAUAUAAAACAAGUGCACAUAGGUGUAAAGGGUCAAGUGUUUGAUCAGAAUGGGACCCCAUUACCCAAUGUAAUUGUAGAAGUCCAAGACAGAAAACAUAUCUGCCCCUACAGAACCAACAAAUUCGGAGAGUAUUACCUCCUUCUCUUGCCUGGGUCCUAUGUAGUAGAGGUUAUAGUUCCUGGACACGAUCCACAUCUCACAAAGGUGACUAUUCCCUCAAAAUCCCAGAACUUCAGUGCUCUUAAAAAGGAUAUUUUACUUCCAUUCAGAGAGCAAUUGGAUCAUAUCCCAGAAUCACAUCUUUCAUGUCCUAUGAUUCCUCUUUAUAAAGAUUUGCAAGGCCACUCAGCUGCAACAAAGCCCAGUCUGUUCUUAUUUUUAGUGACUCUUUUUCACAUGUUGUUCAAAUAAAGCAAAAUGUGAAACUCAACCCCCAUCACCACCUGGAAUCAGGGAUUACUCAUGCCAGGUUACUGCAACUCUAACUCCCUCUGUGGGACCCUGACUGGAUAAAUGCCACAGUCCUUCCCUAAGAAGAGUUUCCAAAUCCUGCAACAAGCAAUGAAUGGUAAUAAUGAAAGGAAUGAUUUAGUCUUAAUGAUGGAAGACACCUAACCAUCGAGUACUGCCCACUUACACUUAAUCUUGAAGUAGUCUUAGAAAUUUCUAAGAAGUUAAACUUGAGAAGAAAAAAGUUCCUGCAAGAAAAAUAGGAGCUAAUUUUGUAUACAGAGCCAAAUGAAUAUAAGCAAUGAAGAUGAACAUUUAUUGACUACCUACUAUAUACAUGAUCUUGCCACGUGUGCUGUAUGUGAAGAGUGCCAUAUGUAUAAUUUUCUGCACAAGAAGAAAUGAUGACAGGACUGAGAAUAUUAAGUUUUGCCAAUGUUCUAAGGAAAUACAAGAAAUAGGCAACCAUGUCUCGGUGGCCCAAGAAAUAUGGGCCUGAUGGGAUGACAAAUUUGUCUACAGAGCCCCCAAAUAAUAGUUCAGUUAAGUAAGGGCCCCUGCCUUUCUGCAGCCGGAUGCCACAGUCCUUUGUUAUGCUGAAGAUCCCUAAAUGCCUGAGCUUCAGACUCAGGUCUGACUGCCCACUGGACGCACCUCCCUGGAUCUGACUUACAGAUACCUCCAACUCAUCAUGUUGAAUAUUGAACAUACUGUUCUCCCCAGAGCUGCUCUUCCUCCUGCAUUCUCUGAGUUGCUGACAGCACCAAACUAGAAACCUGGGAGUCACCUGCGACACUUCCUCUUCCUCCUCCAUCCCAUAUAUUCAGUCAGUCACUAAAGAUUGUUAUCUGUAAGUGUCAACUGAUUCUACCCUUUCUUCAUGGCUGCUAACAACUGCCAGGUUUAGGCUGUCAUAGCUUACCUGCAACCAUGGCAACAGCUUUCUUGGUCUCUUGCUCCCAGCCUUCUCCUCUUCAGAUCCAUCCUCCUCACAGCACUGGAGAAAGGAGUCUAUUUAAAACAAAAAUCAACUAUCAACUGCUUGUAAUUCCUACACACAUAACAGGCUGUGUGUGUCUGGAAUGCCAUUCUGACCAACUACCUUUUCUUUCCCACUCCUUUAAAACUUGGUUAAGGUAUCAACUCCUCUGGGAGACCUUUGCUGACCAUCGUCCCAUUCCACCCAGUUUCAUCUCCUCCUGUCAAUUUGGGGGCCCCGCCUCUUUGCUUCCCCAAUUAAACAGGUUACCUCUAUUAUGGGAUUUACAACACUGUAUUAUGAUCUUCUACUUCCAUGUGUGAUUUUUCUCUAGUAGAGUGUGAGGUCUUUGAGGCCAGGGUCUAAUUUGUUUGAAAAACUUAUUUUUUUUAAUCCUCAGAUCCUAGCACAUGGUGGGACCUGAAUGAAUGAACAAAGGUUUCUAGCAACUUGCUACUGUUAAAACAUUGUAUGUAAGAAUUAGGGGGCGGGGGGGGGCAUUAAACAAAAAAAUUGCAACUGUGGUAAGUAGAUUUCUGAAUGCUGUGUACUGCUCAUAGAAAGUGAGUUGCUUUGGCUCUUAUUUUAAAUUGAAAGUUCUAUGGGAUCUGGAAACAAAAACUAUACUGGGCUUGGUACAUGCUUGGGAACCACAUAUGAAAAAGAGAUACAUGGGCAUUUAGGAGCUAUUCCUGUGCCAGGUUUAUUCUACAUGCACAAAAUCACACAUGUUAAUAUAAGCAAAAUUUGUUAACUUCUUUUAAAUCCGGUAAUAACCUGAAUAUCUUGAUCAUUUUUAUUUAAAUAAGCAGUAGUUUAUUAUAUACUUGAAAGUAUAUAUUGAUAUAAUAUUGCAGAAAACUAUUUUGGUAUAUUACAUGUAAAAGUACCUAAAACUCAACUUGAUAUACCAUCAAGUCCUAAACAAUUUUCUAUCCAGUAUUCUAACUUUUCCUUUUCUAAGACAGCAAUUUUUGAAGGGAAAUGAACCAAAAUCUGAUUUGGUUCAUGAGCCUUAAUGUAAAUUUCUUAAGGGAAUGUUUUUAAAGUCAGAAACUUUUAUCAGAAUCAAACUUAAAACCAUUUAGAGGUAAGCAGAACAAUUUAGAGUAAUUUCCAAACCAAAUAUAAACCAAAUCUGAAUUUCGUUCGGAGCAGGUUUGGGGUACCUAUUUUGCAGCAACCGCUCUGUGCUUGGAAAUGAAGUCUGUUACAAGGAUUUAGUGUGGUAGAAUCCCAGCUACGCCCUCCACUAAUCAAGUGAAGUGCUCAAGAGGAGAAACCAUCAUGGAAUUCUCACUACAGUGAGACUAGAUCCCCAAAUCUCCCUGCAUAACACCUUUCCUCCUGUUCUCCACCCGCUUAAGCUGGUGGUUAUGCUCCUCGGGUUCUAAGUUCAGGGAUAGUUCCUUUUAUAAAGAAACCAACGUGGUAAAUGUUUUCAAGAUAGGAGAAAAGAAGGUAGCAUAUGUAAUAAAAUGAUAAUUAGAAGGCAGGAGGAGCCUUGCGAUCAAACACACCCCACAUUCGGUUACCUUACCUGUAAAAUGAAGGCCUCUGCUUGGCUAAUUCUGUGACUGUCAGAAGUAGUGGUGUAAGAUGCCACACGCUGGUGCCAGGUUUGGUGCUUGCCCAGGUGGAGCAAGAACAACACUGAAGGGGCAUAAAUAUUUUGAAGGCAGUAUAAUACAACUUAUUAGAGACCAAUAAACAGAAUUGGCCUAAAAACGGAAAACACUGGCUAGCUAAAAUGACCAUUUAAUAAUAUUUAAGGAAACACUGAUGAAGUAACACAGCUUUUUCUCUUGUACCUCCUCAAAUUAUAAUAAAUGUUAACAUGAAUGAAUUUAAAUGGUGGGGAGUAUUUUAGAGAAAUGUUGAGUCCCUGCAGAUAAGUGUCAAUGUUGAUUUUGGUGCUUAAUUUAUCGCUGACUUGAGCUGUUGGAUGUUAUCAGAAAUGUUAUAAAGCCUCUUCUCAGUAUUUCCACAAGUCUAAGAAAUCAACGUUUCCGUCCCAGAAGCAAAUUUGCAUUUGUAAUGUUUCUUAAAAUGGUAGGAGAGGUUAACUCUACCUUUAGAAGGUGAAAAUAUCUGGCACCAGAUUAGAAAUAUCUUUUCCCAAGGAAUUCAGAAAAAUGAGCAUAGCAUAUUGUCUCACCACAGCAGGCUAAGUUUCUGAUUGAAAAAUUUGGUUCUUAUUCCACAUGGUGACAACAGUUGAUGCCUGUUUUAUGACAGAUUUAGAAUGAGGUUAGGGGAACAAUGAUGAGGUUAAAGAGGGGAAAAAAAAAAGUUGACAGCACAUAAAGUAGAAGUUUGAAGAGAAGAGUCUAACUUCGUUAUAGUAUGUACCACUGAUAAAGCAAAUAUUGUACUGUAUUGCUCACAAACCAUUUUAUCAUACUGUAGCAUGUGAACUACUCCACAGCCUGAUAGAUGUUGCAUAAGCUGAUUUUACAAGUUUUCUCAGUGACUCUUGUACUAUAAGAACUUAAAAUGCACGAAUUGUCUAAGACUAUAAAGUUUUAUUGGGUAGGGGCCAUGACUACCUCUGAAUUCAGUAAAAUGAGAAUAUUUGAUUCUCAAUAAAGAAUAUUCAUAUAAACAA
Messenger RNA from Camelus dromedarius (Arabian camel), 5723 nucleotides. RefSeq names its product carboxypeptidase M (gene CPM). Bases 766 to 2097 code for a protein of 443 amino acids. Gene Ontology annotation, biological process: protein processing; peptide metabolic process. NCBI's taxonomy places the organism in Eukaryota, Metazoa, Chordata, Mammalia, Artiodactyla, Camelidae. The transcript is spliced from 9 exons. The record is from RefSeq and is a predicted model, not a curated record. Gene Ontology annotation, molecular function: zinc ion binding; metallocarboxypeptidase activity.